Molecule: messenger RNA, 294 nt
Organism: Geodia barretti
Lineage: Eukaryota; Metazoa; Porifera; Demospongiae; Tetractinellida; Geodiidae
Source: the annotation of a GenBank genome assembly
AUGGAUGCGGACGUCGCACCCAGGUUCAAGGUGGGGGACACGGUCACGGCCCUCAACGUGAACCCGGUGUCCCAUACCCGGCUGCCGCGCUACAUCCGGGGCAAGACCGGAACGAUUGCGCGCGAUCAUGGCGUUUUCGCAUUUCCGGAUACGUCGGCCGCAUCGGGCACCCACAGCGACCCUCAGCAUGUCUACAGCGUGCGCUUCGAAGGGAGCGAGCUCUGGGGCGACCACGCCAACGCGAACGCCAGCGUCUAUAUCGACCUCUUCGACGAUUACCUCGAUAGCGCAUGA